Messenger RNA from Rhodotorula graminis WP1, 2053 nucleotides. RefSeq lists its product as uncharacterized. The transcript has 8 exons. NCBI's taxonomy places the organism in Eukaryota, Fungi, Basidiomycota, Microbotryomycetes, Sporidiobolales, Sporidiobolaceae. Gene Ontology annotation, molecular function: transmembrane transporter activity. Gene Ontology annotation, biological process: transmembrane transport. The coding region runs from base 1 to 1665 and encodes 554 amino acids. The record is from RefSeq and is a predicted model, not a curated record.
AUGGGCCGCUCGACGGUGACGACGCCGCCGCUCACGCCGGGCGAGAGCAAGCGCAACCCGUUCAACCUCAACCUCAAGGACCUCCCGACGCCGCACUUCCACAAGCCGGGCCACUCGCCGAGCGGGCACUCGCCGCGCAAGGAGAUCGGCGAGUACUUUGUGCGCGAGACCGAGGAGGAGCAGGACCGCAAGGCGUGGGAGAAGGAGAAGCGCCGUCGCCGCAAGGCCAAGGCCAAGCGCAAGGAGCAGGAGCGCUUCAUCACGCAGCACGUCGCCGCCAUCCUCGAGCGCCAGCAGUUCAUCAUGAAGCUCGCGCGCGCGUUCAUGAUGUUCGGCGCCCCGUCGCACCGCCUCGAGGCCCAGAUGCAGGCCACGGCCCGCGUCCUCGAGAUCAACUGCCAGGUCAUCUACAUCCCGGGCGUCAUGCUCAUCUCGUUCGGCGACUCGGCGACGCACACGUCCGACAUCAAGUUCUUGAAGCAGGCCAACGGCCUCGACCUCGGCAAGCUCCUGUCGGCCUUCCUCGUCUACUUCAACGUCCUGCACGACCGCGUCUCGGUCACCGAGGCGUCGAGGGAGCUCGACGAGCUCAUGAUCGCCCCGCCCAAGUACAAGCUGUGGCAGCAGCUCAUCAUCGGCGCGUGCGCCGCCGCCUUCAUCCAGCCGUCGGCGUUCUACGGCUCCUUCAUCGACUGCCUCAUGGCCAUGCCGCUCGGCGCCCUCCUCGUCCUCGUCCAGGUCCUCGUCUCGCGCAACGACCUGUACUCGUCCCUCUUCGAAAUCGUCAUUGCCUGCGUCAUCGCCUUCUUGGCCGCCGCCCUCGCCUCGACCAAGUACUUUUGCUUCGCCGCCGUCGUCUCGGGCUCGAUCGUCCUCAUCCUGCCCGGCUACAUCGUUCUCUGCGGGUCUCUCGAGCUCGCCAACCGGUCCAUCAUCUCGGGUUCUGUUCGCCUCGUCUACGCCAUCCUGUACUCGCUCUUCCUCGGAUUCGGCCUGUCGAUCGGCGCCGAGAUCUACCAGCGCAUCACGGGCCUCGACAUUGCCGGGUUCGGCGGCUCUCAGUCGUACACGUGCAGCUCGCUGCGCGGUCCCGGCACGCCGUGGUACAUGGACACGAUCCCGCAGUGGUGGUACUUCCUCACGAUCCCGAUGUUCCUCCUCACGCUCGCCGUGCGCAACGGCCAGCCGCUCUUCCGCAAGGAGACCCCGGUCAUGAUCCUCGUUGGCUCUGCGGGCUUCGUGUCCAACUUCUUCUCGGGCAAGGCGUUCCCCAACCGUGCCGACAUCUCGUCCGCCAUCGGCUCGUUCGCCGUCGGCUUCCUCGGCAACCUGUACGGCAAGUUCACGCGCGGCUCGCCGUUCGUCGUCAUGGUUCCUGGUGUCCUCGUCCAGCUCCCGUCCGGCCUCAGCAACGGCGGCCUGCUCAAGUUCGCCGAGGACACGAGCGACACGAACGCGUUCACGUGCACGGCCGACGGCAACGGCGGCUACACGAACUGCGUCCAGUCCACGAGUGACUCGACGGUGUGGUCGAGCGGCUUCCAGACGGCCGAGAGCCUCGUCGAGGUCGCCAUCGGCUUGACGGUCGGACUCUUUGUCUCUGCGGCACUCGUCAACCUCCUUGGCGGCGGCCGUCGUCGCGGCACCAACCUGUCGUCGUUCUAGGCGACCGGCACCUUGUCGACGCUCAGGCCGGUCCUUCAGCGACGCUCCCCCUCUUUCCUCCCUUCCUCGGCACCGCAAUAGACCCUCGUCCCUCGAUACACCGUACAGCCUCUCACUCGUCGUUCUGGUCGUCCUCGUCCCCCCUCGUCCUUCUCCCUCCCUCGUUCCUGUAUCUUCCCCUCCUCUCCUCGCCGUGCGGCCCUACUCAAGAAGGGCUCGCCUCUUUCACUACACUCUUCGAUCUCGUUUGCUGUCUAGAGCCCUCCCUUCUCCUUAUAACGCCCCGUCACGACGCUUCCGUUCUCUCGUCGGCCUCGCAUGUUCUCUCUCUCGCUCUCUUCCCCCACGGACCCUCUUUCUUUCCUGCAAAGCCAGCAUCAGUGUCCCU